GAGUUUGCUUCGUGCCAUGCCUUCUCUUGAGGAGUUGAUUCUGGUUAAUGUAGGGUGGAGAGAUAGGGAUGUGACAGUGUCAAGUGCAAGCCUCAAGACCCUAACGAUAGAGUUAGGCCGUUUUAUAAAUCGUUAGCUAUUAAGAGUGACAAGGGUUGCGGAUGGCAAGCAAUGCCAGGUCUUCUAGGGAACUGUCCAUGUUUAGAAACUCUAGUCAUUGAGGGGGGUCUCAUGCACGAUGAUGUGACGUAUAUGUGCGGGGGUGGUUGUGGCUGCUUUUAUAGGCAGCGCAGAGGACCUUCACUUGGAUGUUGUCCAGUAAAAGUGGUGAAGAUUCACGGGUUUGGAGGAACGGUGAUGAUAAAGCUUUUCUUGGACUAUUUGCCAUGUUUGGAGGAGAUGAGGGUCUAUGUUCAAGAAGAGGAGAAUAGUCCUACUACAGAGCUAGAAGAAAACCACGGAGUUUCUAAACGUGUCUUGGACAUGUUCCAACUUUACAACAAGUCAUCGAGAUCGAGAUGCAAUGUUAAAAUCAUGGUGGGCGAUGUUCUUUGCGUAUGAAGAAGUGUGGCUGAAAAGCAAAACCAUCUUCUAGUUUAAGUUUGUGAUUAAUUAACCGUCUAGAACUACUGUAGUUUCUUCUUCUUGCUUGCUUGCUUGAACUGCUAUAAAAAAAGUGCCUCUCGUUUUUUAUCUUGUCAUGUCAUAGAUCUCAAAAGAAACAGAAGAAUCUUGUUCAUCUAGAGAUUGUUGUGACAGUUUCUUGAGGUUGAUGUUUAAACGUAUGUUCUUUCCA
Messenger RNA from Brassica rapa (field mustard), 796 nucleotides. Its product is annotated as F-box protein At3g03040-like. The record is from RefSeq and is a predicted model, not a curated record. Lineage: Eukaryota; Viridiplantae; Streptophyta; Magnoliopsida; Brassicales; Brassicaceae.